AUGUCGAGUGUCAUAUUCAAGCCAAAAGUCCUGACACAAGUUUUAUCAUCAGCCAAUUCAGAUGGUGUCCUAUGCACAUUACUGUUGAGUGGGGAUGGCAGCUUAAUGGCCUACACUGGGUAUGACAGCAAAAAUGCUCGAGACAUAGCUGCCAUUGCAAACAACAUCUGGAUGCAUCUUAGCAAGAAUUUGAAAUUCACUAGUGAUCUAGACGAAUUGGAUUCUGUGCUUAUCAAUUGCCAGGAAGGCAAUGUAAUUGUCUCAAGAGUAGCAAACUUCUUACUGUGUUCUUACUCUAAUAAAGAUGUUGAACUGGGACUACUCAGAUCCAAAGCACAGGCACUUGUCAGUUUUCUACAAGAACCAAUGAAAAGUGUAGUAGCGGCGACAUCUUGA
Molecule: messenger RNA, 396 nt
Organism: Helobdella robusta
Lineage: Eukaryota; Metazoa; Annelida; Clitellata; Rhynchobdellida; Glossiphoniidae
Exons: 4
Coding region: 1-396 (131 amino acids)
Biological process (GO): cellular response to amino acid stimulus; positive regulation of TOR signaling
Cellular component (GO): Ragulator complex
Molecular function (GO): guanyl-nucleotide exchange factor activity; molecular adaptor activity
Source: RefSeq, a predicted model, not a curated record